Salvia splendens (bonfire salvia) is the source of this 1082-nucleotide messenger RNA. RefSeq names its product 50S ribosomal protein L13. Lineage: Eukaryota; Viridiplantae; Streptophyta; Magnoliopsida; Lamiales; Lamiaceae. The record is from RefSeq and is a predicted model, not a curated record. Gene Ontology annotation, cellular component: ribosome; mitochondrial large ribosomal subunit. Gene Ontology annotation, molecular function: mRNA binding; structural constituent of ribosome. The transcript has 5 exons. The coding region runs from base 115 to 735 and encodes 206 amino acids. Gene Ontology annotation, biological process: translation; negative regulation of translation.
ACAUUGCUCAAAUGCACAGAAACACCCUCAAUCGUUUCUUUCUCUCUCGGCGAAGCUGAAAUCUACUGAAAAAUUCUCGUUUUGGCUGCAUGCUAUCCGAGGAAGAAUCCCAAUAUGUCGACUGCGGCUCAAGCUUUUAAUGGCAAUCUCAAGAAAGCACUUGCAGGACUAAGACGCAUCGAAUUAGAUGGCCUGAGAUGGAGGGUUUUUGAUGCAAAAGGGCAGGUCUUGGGUAGAUUAGCAUCCCAAAUAGCAACUGUGGUUCAGGGGAAGGACAAGCCUACAUAUGCUCCCAAUCGAGAUGAUGGGGAUAUGUGUGUCAUUAUCAAUGCGAAAGAUGUAUGUGUUACUGGAAGGAAAAUGACUGACAAGUUUUAUCGGUGGCAUACAGGGUACAUAGGCCACCUGAAGGAAAGGAGUUUGAAGGAUCAGAUGGCGAAGGAUCCCACGGAAGUUAUCCGCAAAGCUAUCAUGCGAAUGCUUCCUAGAAACAAACUGCGUGACGAUAGAGACAGAAAAUUAAGGAUAUUUGCUGGCAGUGAGCACCCUUUUGGUGAUAGGGCUAUUGAACCUUAUGUGAUGCCUCCAAGACAAGUGCGUGAAAUGCGACCCCGUGCAAGACGUGCUAUGAUUCGAGCUCAAAAGAAAGCCGAAGAACAAGCACAGGGUUCUACAAAUAAUACCAAAAAAGGGAAGAAGAAAGACAGCAAGCCUGAAGCAGAAAUUAGUGCAUGAUGGCCUGGGCUUUAUUCAUCUGCUGGCAAUCUCUCCGAUGAUUCCGUGUGUACUGGUUUACUUGAGCAUAUAGAUAUGCUGCAACAUUAGUUUCCGACAAAUUACCUGACUGCUCAGCAUUUAUCGCCUUGCUUUAAGGGAUUUUGAUUAGAGAACUUUGAGGAAAUUCUGGACACCCUUGUUUGUCUGUUUAUUUUGUAAAACUGUUGUGCUUGGAAAUAAUGCUUAGGAAACAACGUCUUUUAUUCCUCUAUCUACUUCAGGAUUUUUUUACUGAUGCAAGAGGAUUUGUUCAAACUGUUGUGAAUUUAUACACUUUGUUUUAAAAUGUUUUUAUUUUUCGUUUA